AAAUCCUACCUGGACCCAUGACAGUAUAGCUAUUGGUGGAGUUUAUUAUUGGUGUUAUUAACCUGUUAGCUAGGGCAGUGGAUUUGAGCAGGCAGGCUUCUAUAUUGUUUUUACAAUUCCAGGCAGGGUCUAUUUAUCUAUCCAUCAAUAUCAUGAAUUAUAAAGUACUACUGUAUGUCCAUGUAAUGGAUGGUCCCCUCUCUCUAUAUUCCCUACGUUCCCUAGUAAUACAUAUUCAAGCACAGUGCGGAGUACAGAGGACGGACUUCUGCGUUCACUGGUGAGCAUACAUCGUACUUGAAUUGUGAUAUGGAGCGGAUGAGAGGCUGCUGCUGCGCGGUGUUCCAUCAGGCUUGCUGUGUAAAAACAGCACGCUGCUGGGCGAGGAAGAAAGGGGGGUGUAUUGCUCUGUUGGCAGCGGUUCAGGCGUCUCCAGUGGACACCUAAAGCGGGACUUGGCUCGGUGUAACUCUCACACUGGGACAUUCACACAAGAUGGCGAUGGAUUGGAGAGGCGGCUCUCUUGUAACUGCUACUGUUACUUUAAAAAAAAAAAAAAACUAUAUAAAUAAAUAAAUAAAAAAAUAAAAAUCCUUGCACUUUUUUUUGUUGUUGCUGGAAAUCAAAGGGUUUACAUGGCGCUGGACGGUGUCUGCUUUCUCUGCCUCGCUUCUCUGACCCUCGCUGCUCUUCUGACCGCGCAAGGUAAAGCUUAUUCCCUGGAGCUGAGCUGCAGCGCUGGUCCGGUUCAUUUUGUUCUAGAACCCGCCCAAGAGCUGAUGCUGGACUGUAACCUGCCGGCUGUGGAGCAGCCCGCCCACAUCUCCUGGGAGAAGGACGGUGUGCCGGUGGUGAGUGAUGGGCUCCUGCAGGUGCUGCCCAACGGCUCCCUGUCCAUCCUGCAGGCCGUGCACGAGGGCAGGGUCCCGGAGCGGCGGGGCAGUGCUGAGGGGAGCUACUUCUGCACCGUGAGCAGCUCAUUCGGAGCCAUCGCCAGCCGCACAGCCGUCAUCCGAGACUCCACUCUCUCCCGGUUCCUGCAGCACCCCGAGUCUCAGGUGGUGCAGCAGGGUGGCCUGGCACGGUUCCAGUGCAGAAUUGACGGGCUCCCAGCGCCGCUCAUCACCUGGGAAAAAGACCAGACCCUCCUCCCCAACGAAGCCAGAUUCACCCCCCUCCCGAACGGUGUCCUGCAGAUUGUCAAUGUGCAGGAAGAGGAUGCGGGGGUGUACCGCUGUGUGGCAGCGAACGCGGCUCGGACUCGCUACAGCCAGGACGCAGCGCUCACCGUCACUGAAGGUCCUCCAUCGGGGCAGGGGGACGUGGUGAUCAUCGCUGCCCCCAAAAACACGACGGUGGUGGCAGGGAAGACCGCGGUGAUGGAGUGCAUGGCCCAGGCAGACCCCACCCCCUUCGUGUCCUGGAUCCGGCAGGAUGGAAAGCCCAUUGCCACCGAUGCUGUAGUUCUGUCCACGAACCUUCUGAUUGCUGAUACCCAGUCCUACCACGCUGGGGUGUACGUCUGUCGAGCCAACAAGCCGAAGACCCGGCAGUUUGUGAAUGCUGCAGCCACGCUGCGAGUACUGGCUCCCCCGGUCAUUACGCAGUUGCCCGAAACCAUCUCACGGACGCGGGCCAGCACAGGCCGCUUCGUGUGCAAGGCGUCUGGGGAGCCGGCCCCUGCCAUCACCUGGAUGAAGAACGGCCAGCCCAUCCACUCCAACGGGCGGGUGAAAAUCCAGAGCUCCGGCAGCCUGGUAAUCAACCAGAUCGGGGUGGAGGACUCCGGAUACUACCAGUGCAUCGCCGAGAACAACCUGGGCACAGCCUGCGCCACUGCCAGGCUCUCGGUCAUCGUCCGCGAGGGGCUUCCCAGCAACCCCCACAGCGUGUCGGCCUCCACCCUGUCCAGCACCGCCGUCCUGGUGACCUGGGAGCGGCCCGAGCACAACAGCGAACGGAUCAUCGGCUUCUCCCUGCACUACCAGAGGGCUGCAGGAGGCACGGAUAACGUGGAAAACCAGUUUGCAGUGAACAACGACACCACUGAGUUUCAGGUGAAAGACUUGGAGCCCAACACGAAUUAUACCUUCUACGUGGUGGCUUAUUCCCCGCUGGGCGCCAGUCGGACGUCUAACUCGGUCACUGUCCACACCUCGGAGGAUGUCCCCAGUGCCCCGCCUCAGCUGUCCCUGUUGAGCACGACUCCGACCGACAUCCGCGUCAUGUGGUUCCCCCUCUCCGCAGAGCUGAGCCAGGGCAAGGUGACCAAGUACAGGAUCGACUACUGCACAGUGGAGGAGGUAGAUCAGAUCUAUUCCAUUGAAGUGGCUGGAAACGAAACGCAGGUCCCCCUUCAUUCACUGCACCCCAACAAGACGUACAAGGUGCGGAUUGCAGCGGGAACCAGCGCUGGCUUCGGAGACCCCUCUGAGUGGACACAACACCGGACCCCCGACAGGGACAACCAGACCAUGGUUCUCUUUGCUCCCCUGGAACUGAAGGUCAGGGCCAAGAUGGACUCCCUUCACGUCAUGUGGCAGCCACCAUCCAAUCACGCGCAGAUCUCUGGAUACAAGCUGUAUUACCGGGAGGCGGAGCUUGAGAAUUUGGCCAGUGAGGAUCCGCCAGACCCUCCAAGAAAGGGGACCUGGGCCAGUUCACCCAUCAGGCUGAAAAAGAAAGUGAAGCAGUAUGAGAUCACUGGCCUAGCCCCUGACCGGCUCUAUGAAGUGAAGGUCAUGGCCUUCAGCAAGCAUGAGGAUGGCUAUGCGGCUGUGUGGAAGGGCAGGACAGAGAGGGCACCGCUCACUAUGGGAGAGCCCCCGGUGCAGAAGGUCCCCCCUCUGCCCCCCAGCAGUGUGCACGCUGCGUCCAACAGCUCCACCUCCAUCUGGCUCAGGUGGGAGAAACCGAGCUUCAGCACGGUGAAGAUCGUGAACUACACUGUGCGCUGCAACCCCUGGGGCGUCAAAAACGCCUCUCUAGUCUCCUAUUACAUCAGCUCUGAAGAGCAGAUCCUUCUCACCGGGCUCAAGCCCUACACUAAGUAUGAGCUGGCAGUCCAGUCCAACGCAGUGGGGGUGGACGGCCCCUUUAGCAAAGUGGUGGAGCAGUCGACCCUACCCGACAGGCCGUCCUCGCCCCCCUCAGAGCUGCAGCUGAGCCCCCUGGGCCCCCACUCUGUGCUGGUGCGCUGGCAGCCCCCCCUGGAGCCCAAUGGGCUCAUUGUGGAGUACGUGGUCCUCUACAACUCCAACAGCACCCAGCCAGACAGCAUGUGGAGCUCGCUGUCCCGAGAGGGGAACAUCUUCAGCGCGGAGGUCAAGGGUCUGGAAAGCGGCACCAGGUAUUUCUUCAAGAUGGGUGCAAAGACGGUGAUGGGAGCCGGGCCCUAUUCACAGGUGAAGGAAGCACACGCCCUCCCGGAGAAACACCCCGAGCCUGAUAUCCUGGAUGUCCACUCAGUCACUGGGAUCAUCGUGGGGGUCUGUCUGGGGCUGCUCUGCAUUCUGCUGUGCAUGUGGGUCAGCUUCCGCACCAGCAAGCAGAGAGAGAUUCCCCAGGGCUCAGACUUGCACAGCUCCACCAGUCCCCACUCCCUCUACCGCAAGGGCCGGCCUGCCCCCGCCACCCAGCUGGAGUGCCACGACUGCCACGAGCUCGAGACGCUGAUGUCACCGUGGCCGGAGGACACCUCCCUGCCACUGACCGAAAUCACUGAGCUUACCGAGGAGCAAAGCCUCAUGGGAACCAGCCUGGCAGAAGACAGCCUCCACAUCGAGCUCAAGCCUGCAUGGAAUGGGUCGGUUAGUCGCAACUGGGCCAAUAACAUAACCAGCUACCGCGACACCAUCACAGAGGGAUCUCAGGCGGUGACUAACGGGGCGGUGGGUCCCCCGAGCGAGCCGGCCAUGGAGAGGCUGCUUCAGACACCGGCUCCAGAGUCCAACAAGAGUGAAGUGAAGAAUAAAGCCACACCAUUGGUGGGCACCCAUCAGAUGGAAGCGCUGGUCAUUGUGCAUUCAGAACUGUCCGAGUCUGACAGAAACGGGGCGGGCCCCGCACAGUGCACACAGGGGCAUGAUGGGAAGGCCGUGGAGGAAGAGGAGAGCGACGUCCUAUUGACCAAUCAGAACACUGCCGACAGCAACGAGGCAGGCAGAGAGAGGGGCAGCCAUGUCCUGCUGAGCCACAACAGGAAGAAGCCAGGAAAGCCGGAGUCGGGCGAUGCUCACGGCCUUCCCAACGGCUUCCACAGCGUCGAGGAACACAACUGCUCACUGCAGAACGGAGACACUGACUCGCUUCAGCAUGACAACAGGAACUGUCAGCCAGCAAAGUGCCAGCCUUUCCCCAGAGGCCCACAGGAGCACCCCCAGCAGUUUGUUAGCUCUGGUAUCAUAAACUCUACCUCAACAACCAACAACCACUUGUGUCCGUAACCACUGAAUGGGCAACUCAGUCACUUUGGUCUUGGGAGAGCUAGAAGGCAUGUGUCAUGUGUUUUGUUCUGUAGCGUCGUGACACCCACACAACCAUGCAAAUUUUUAAUUGAUUGGAGCAGCCUACAUUUUCAAUUGUGAUUGCAGUCAGCACACAACACAAAGGCUUUGGGUGUGGAACAUAGAGGCAAAACUAUGAUGUAUUGCACUGCAGUUUUUGUCCGUCAUGAACAAACCUCCCAUUACGAUGGUGGGAUAUAGAAGUGCAGCCCCGUUUACAGCCCACACACAAUUCGGUUUUAUUAUAUGGUUUGUUUUAACCAAAGCCUGUAGAGAACAGGUGGUUUACCUGUACACCAACUACAGGUAGAUAUUAAUGUAUAUAUUACUUGCUUGAGUAAAAUUGACUCUUUUUAAUAUUACAUAGAUAUAGUCAAUAUUCUCAUCCAAGUUAUUAUUAAUGCAUUACUUUAUUUAUUUAUUUGAAAAGCACCUAUCUCCAACGCUAGUAUUUCCUUAAUUUACAAUCUCCCUUAAAUCUUAUUACCUGUAUCCUGUAACAUCAUCGAAGCCUGUCUUUAAUCCACAGGAACAAAAGACCAUCGCCAGUAAUUGCCACUCUCACUUGAAGGAAUUCGUUAAACUUUACGGGGUACACCCAUACAGUAGAGUACCUUUUGAAUCUAAACAAAGAUUGCAAUCUUCCUAAAGUGUGAAUUCCACACUGCAUGUUUGCAGUGACACGCUCUUCAGCUCUCCCAUGGUCACAAUGAGUUCAGUUGUCUCUGUGUACACAACCACAAUAACUCACACUAGUGGCUGAAGCAGCAGCCGUUUAUUGCCCUCUAUGAGUGCCUCUUACAACUUUCACUACAGCGGAGCCUCUUCCAAGUUGUGGGUGAGGAACAGAGCCUGGACUUUGCAUUGGGUUCUAGUGCCUCGUAUUUUAGGUACAGCGUCAAUAUAUUUGUUUUCCUGGGAUUACUUUCUGUUUCAUUUUCUAAGGUCAAGUAAUGUGUGUGUUUUUAGAAUAGCAUUUUAAUACGUUCUCCUCUCUCUUUUUUUUUCUUCUCCCAGACAACAGAACUACCUCAUGUCUGUUAAGAAUAGUUUUACUGGGGUUCCCGAGUGGCGCAUCCAGUAAAGGCGCUCCACGUGAGUGCAGGAUGCGCUCUAUAGCCUGCAAGUCGCGAGUUCGAAUCCAGGCUAUUCCUUUGCCGAUCGAGGACGGGAGCUCCCAAGGGGCGGCGCACAAUUGGCCGAGCGUCGCCCGGGGGGAGGGAGGGUUAGGUCGGUCAGGGUGUCCUCGGCUCACCCCGCACCAGCGACCCCUGUAGUCUGGCUGGGCGCCUGCGGGCUUGCCUGCAGCUGCCCGAGAGCUGCGUUGUUCUCCGACGCUGUAGCUCUUGGGUGGCUGCAUGGUGAGUCUGCAGUGUGAAAAAAAGCGGUCGGCUUGACGGCACACGCUUCGGAGGACAGCGUGUGUUCGUCUUCGCCCUCCCGAGUCAGCGCAGGGGUGGUAGCGGUGAGCCGACCGUAAUAAAUAAUUGGCUAUUCCAAAUUGGGAGAAAAUAAUAAAAAUAAUUGGCAACGACUAAAUUAAAAAAAAAAAAAAAAAAUAGUUUUACUCCUUUUUUUUUUUUGUAAUUCGAUACAGUUUUUAAAAUGAUGCACUGCCUUUCUUCUAAGACAACCUUUUCGCUGGUUGUUAAAUGCCUUUUUCUCCCCCAUUUUAUGUAAUUUUGACUUCUUUCUUUCACUCCUGCUGUAUCCCAGAUAAACGGCCCUCUAAUGAGCAAUAACACCGUUAAAAGGAGCAGGAUGUAGAUUUGGAGUCAAAGACUGACAAAGAGAAAAGUUAUCGCUCAGCCCCUAACUUCUGCCUGUGAUCUCCUGACUGGCUCGUAAAUAAUGCCUGGGUAGUGACGGAAGGAGAAACGGUGGGCUUAUCCCACAAGGACCCCACCAAUGUUAUUAACAAGGGGCUUUUUCUUUUAAAUUGCUUGGAUGAGAGAGUGCAAAUCUCUACCUUUUUUCAUGGCAAUAAAAGGAUUACUUUGUAGUGCCCCGGAUGGCACUUGCAUUGAUCUGUUAGCUGGAAACUGUCUUCGGGUUCCUUGGUUCCAAACUUGAAUUUUCAAUUGAAGUGAACAAUUUUCAGAGGUGCCAACCCAAACCUGUGGGACUCCCUGCUUCGUUUUUUGUUAGCGCACAUUACAGUAUUUAAGUUUUUUGUCGAUGUCGAGGAUUCAGGGUUCUCCCCAGGCCUGUUCAGCCAGACAGAAUCGCAAAGGAUCAUGGGGUAAAUGGAGCAGCGUAGCCUGUGUAUGAAUCAGAGUGGAUUAUUAUUCAUUAUUCAAUUUCCCACGUGUGUGUGUGUGCAUGCCUAUGUGCGCGUGCGUGUGUGUAUAUUGCUGCUGUGCAGAACAAAUUACCAUUUGACCUUUUUUUAUUUUCUUUCCUGAACUCUAAUGAAUUAUUUAUAGGAAUAUGCAAAGAAAUUUAUAUAUUAGCCUCAUGUAAUGAUGAUCCGUAACUUAAAAAAAAUGAAAUUCUGAGGUUGGAAAAAAAAAAAAAAAAAACACUACAUUGUUUCAGCUGAUGCCUUCAUUAAUGCUAGGUAUCUGUUUCUUCUUGUGUGGUGCAGAUACAGGGAUACUGUUGCUAAUUCAACUAUGAAUUCUGCUCGUCAUUAAUCUCUACAGCAUCAUUCUGCAUUAGCCACAACAUUAGUCAAGUUUCAUAGAAAAUUACCUCGUAAUCCAUCACAAAACUAGGAUUUGAAUGAAGUCAGGCUAACGACAAAAGGCAAACUAGCACUUGUCCGUAUACGCUAGCAGUAUUACUGCACAGGAACUAGUGCACUUAUGCUUUAAACAAGCAAAAAAAAAAAAAAUAACUACUGUUGAAUUGGGGUUAAAAUAAUCCUGAUGCUGAAAAAAGAAAAAAUGAGGGGAUUGCAUAAGGUCAAGUAGUUGCAAGUUUGCAAGUUUGUAUGCAUACAGAACUUCAUUUUGGCAAUAUGAGUAUUUGAUUUGUAACAAUUACAGAUCGCAGUAUGCGACAGGAUUGAGAUAAUUACCCUAUACACGUAUGGGUAUUUUGGAGGUAUGCUAUUAGUUUUUAUAUUCACUGGAACAGGUACAGCCUUAAAUACUGUACUGCUAGUCUGGAGCAAUGGAAGCCUGAUCCAAUUUAAAUAUUUAAAUACCAGGCAUGGAAUAAAUGUGAUAACAAGCCAAACUAUCUGUCUAUCUAUUGAUUGAUCGAUCGAGGCGGUGCCUAAACUGCCCUGCUCAAGGGUGUAAGAGCUGGACAGUCCAGUCACUGGCUUCAAAUACCUACUGACCUGCAAUUGAACAGUGUUUAUCAGCAAACAAUACAACCAUGCCUCUCAAUGCCAUGGAGACAUGCUUAUCUAACAGUCUUUGCUAUCUGAGCCUGCACAGAAUGAAGAACGAACUUUAACAAAAAACUAAAACCGCACAUUGCCAUGAAAUGCAUCGAUGCACAACCUCUUUAUGAAUGUGGUCCACCGUGCGCGUGCCUGCGUGUGCCUGCGUGUGCGUGUUACAGAACACCUGUCUGCAGAUUGUGGAUUAUGUAAUCUUACGUCUGAGUUACCAAAUCCAUACUACACCCCAUCUGCCUUUUCGAAGCUGAAAAGCAGAUCUGCUUUUAUUGUUUUCUUCAGGUAUGCAGCUUUCUGUAUUUUGAUAUUCCAAGUAGGAUACCUGGUUUCUCGAUUUUAGAUUUUCUUACUGUUUUAAUAAUUUGUGUUAUUAAUUUUAUUGAGUAACACUGGACAUUUAAAUACCUUUUCUAAAACUGGGAAAACUAAAAUCUCACCUGGGUUUCCUGUAGGGAAGAAACUGUUGUAAAGAAGAAAAAAACCACUAUGAAAAAGCUUGACCUCUGCAAUAGAAAUGACAAGGUGCACCCAGUGUUUAAUAUACAUGACUAAGAUCCUGCGGUAACACCUCUUGUACACUACCUGUAUAGAACACUAUAACCAAGUAUACUGCACAGCUUGUAUAUACCACACAACCUGUAUCGAAUGUGCACAGAUUCUCCUCAAAUGAGUAAAAGGGGGUGCUUUAUAUUGUUGAAAAUGAUGUCACGUCAUUACCUCUGUAUAAAAUGCAAGUAGCGUAGAAAAAGUGUUUGGUUCUUUAGCUUCAGUUGCAGCUAAGUUGGAAAGUUUGGGACUGAAAACGUUUACCCAUAAUACUAAAUUCUGUGGCUGAACAUUUACAGUAUUUACCUCCAAUGUCAAUGGAGGCUGAGUCGAUUGAGAAGUGUGGUUGUGACAAAGUUACAGUGGAGAAAUUGUGUGUUUUGCCUUUUAAAAUCCAGUAUCGUAAUUAUACUAAAACAAAAUGAACUGUAUAAUAAGAAAAAUAUGCUUUGAAUUUAAUGCGUUUUGGUCAGUUGUCAGUUGGUGUCUUGUUUUAUUGUUGGCUCUAAAUUACACCUGCAUAUAAAGGCAGUACUGCCUGUAGCUCUGGCUGAGUCAUCCGAUCAGGAGCUCGCUGGUUCCAAUCCAGGUCCUACAGAGUUUCCGAUACUGGCUGGGGGCUUUCAGUGACCCCUACUGGUCAGACUUGCCAGGCAGAGCCUCCAGCGUUCAGUAUCUUGGUAACAUCUGUUGCGCUGGUUGGUUGGGUGAGUGGAAAGAGGCCGCUGGUGGGCAUUUCAAAUUGGGUAUAGAAACGAAGGUGGGAUUGAUCGUACACAGCUGCUCGUUCUCUCAUUGUCUGUAAUUGUCCCCCGCCGGUACUGUAUUUGAAAGCUUGUUUGCUUGCCUGGCGAAGAGCUGAAGCCUGAGAUCAAAGUGUCUGUUCAGUGGAGCUGAUCAUACCUGUGCCUGGUAAUAAAACCUGCUGUAUAUGCUGCUUCUGAAUGUAGACGUGUACUUUUACCUGUAAACAUCAGUUCCGGUGCCCCCAGAGCAGUGCGUUCUGUUCAGACGGAUGAUUUCAUGUUUUCAAAAGAAUUCUCUUAUUUCAAGUGUUCAAGUACGGUCUGUUUAUGGGUCUGUAUAUUUAAUGGCGCUGGAUUUUUACAGUGUUUCGAACAUCAGAAUCCUCUUAGUACUGUAGAUGCGCUUCGAGUCAUCCCACACUCUGGAUUGUAAGUACUUCCAGUUUUUUUUUUUUUUUAUAUUCUGUAUAUUUCAAAAGCUGCUGUAUUUGUAUUUUAUCAGGUACUUUCCAUGACUAAUACAAUUAACAUGAUUGUACUUUCUGCAGUGUGUGUGUCGCUCAGCAGAACCUCAAACACAACACGGUUUCUAAUGUUUUAUAAACUUCUCAAUUAAAGGUGGACGAAUGUGAA
Molecule: messenger RNA, 9782 nt
Organism: Acipenser ruthenus (sterlet)
Lineage: Eukaryota; Metazoa; Chordata; Actinopteri; Acipenseriformes; Acipenseridae
Product: immunoglobulin superfamily DCC subclass member 4-like
Exons: 20
Coding region: 636-4445 (1269 amino acids)
Biological process (GO): axon guidance; cell-cell adhesion
Cellular component (GO): axon; plasma membrane
Molecular function (GO): protein binding
Source: RefSeq, a predicted model, not a curated record